Molecule: messenger RNA, 1665 nt
Organism: Penicillium chermesinum
Lineage: Eukaryota; Fungi; Ascomycota; Eurotiomycetes; Eurotiales; Aspergillaceae
Product: Major facilitator superfamily domain general substrate transporter
Exons: 5
Coding region: 1-1665 (554 amino acids)
Biological process (GO): transmembrane transport
Molecular function (GO): transmembrane transporter activity
Source: RefSeq, a predicted model, not a curated record
AUGAGCACCGAAACCACCACCCCCAAAACCUCCCUCACCCAGUCUUCCACCAACAAGACCUAUCUCCACGACCAAACCCAACGCCUCUCAUGGACGCGCCUGAUCGCGGCCUACUUGUGCCUCUGUGCCUGUUACUUCAUCUCCUAUCUGGACAUGAAUUCAACGACUACCGCUCUACCAACCAUCUCAAAGGCUCUCUCCGCGGGAACGACAAUUACCUGGGCGGGCACGGCUUUUCUACUGGGGCAGACGGUAUUUCAACCACUAUAUGGCCGCAUCUCCGAUAUCGUGGGUCGCAAGCCCGUGCUCCUUGCAUCGGUGGGGUGUAUCUUUCUCGGCGAUCUUCUCUCCGGCUGGGCGCAGAAUGCACUUUGGCUCUACAUCACUCGUGCCGUGAGUGGGAUUGGGGCUGGGGGGAUCAGCUCGCUCGUUGCGAUUAUUGUUAGUGAUCUGGUGAGCUUGAAGGAUCGUGGAAAAUACCAAGGGAUGGUGAGUAUUGCUAUUGGUCUGGGGGCCCUGGUCGGGCCCUUUAUUACUGGGAGUCUUGUCCAGAGGAAUGAAGAUGACUGGCGGUGGGUGUUUUGGAUCCCUUCUAUCUUGCUGCUUGGCAGCUGGCGGGAAAAGGUGAGGAAGAUUGAUUGGUAUGGGAUUUUCGCUUCGGUUACGGCCAUUGUGCUGCUAUUGGUAAGACUCCGUGGUCUGAUGAGCCUUAUUGCACUGCUGACCCUUGGGAGCGUAUCCCUGGUUAUUUUUAUCUUCAAUGAAGGUCUGCUGGCAAAGGUUCCACUCAUGCCAUUACGCCUGUUCAGAGAACGAUCUCUCACCAUCAUGCUGGUCUCUGGCGCACUACACGACUAUGUCUGGCAGGCAACGCAAUAUUUCAUGCCUCUUUACUUUCAGGAAAUCCGCGGCUUUUCCGCUCUCGAGAGUGCUACCCUGAUUCUACCAUACGUGCUAUCGCAAAGCCUUGCGGGUGCCACCUCUGGGCCUUUGAUGACUCCUCUGACCGGCUUUCUUAGAUAUGCGCCAGUCCUGCGAGCAGGCUUUCUCUUUUGGACACUUGGGGCAGGCCUUCAUCUACUCUUUAACCGACAUACACAUGUCGCAGUCUAUGUUGUGGUGCUUGCGGUAGAAGGUACUGGAGUUGGCUUGGUUCACCAACCCGGUAAUGUUUUUCGUUUCCAUCUUGUGCAAUCCAUCUCAAGUCUUGUGGCUGUGCAAGCCCUAUCCAGAACGCAGGAUCGUGCAGUUUCAACAUCCACUAGGAACCUGCUGCGGUCUCUUGGAUCUGUCUUCGGUGUCGCUAUUUCGACCGCGGUCCAGAACGCAGCUAUAAAGUCAUCUUUGCACGGGGUCAUUCCGUCCGACCUUUUGUCAGACGUGCUGGAAGGGAGCUGGAGUAGCAAUGACGCUAGCACUGAGAAGUACCGCUCCCAGAUUCUUGAUGCGAAAAUGAAAGGAUUUCGAGUGGUCUUCAUUAUCCUCCUUCCUAUCAUGUGUCUCUGCUUCAUCGGUAAUUUCUUUGUUGCCGAUACAGUGCUGAAAGGUGAUGCGAAGCAGCAGGAUCAGGAGAAAGCGAAGCCAUUACAAGGCGAAGCAUUGAAAGGCGGAGGAUUAGAGCAUCCCAGGCCAACGGGGAAUCUAGACAAAGAGGCCGAGGUUUAA